Aspergillus thermomutatus is the source of this 2607-nucleotide messenger RNA. RefSeq lists its product as uncharacterized. Bases 1 to 2607 code for a protein of 868 amino acids. The transcript is spliced from 6 exons. Gene Ontology annotation, molecular function: zinc ion binding; DNA-binding transcription factor activity, RNA polymerase II-specific. Lineage: Eukaryota; Fungi; Ascomycota; Eurotiomycetes; Eurotiales; Aspergillaceae. Gene Ontology annotation, biological process: regulation of DNA-templated transcription. The record is from RefSeq and is a predicted model, not a curated record.
AUGUUCCAGCACCAUGAUCCAAGGAACUGUGGCUAUGCGGAUUCGAGACAUCUUGGAUCAAAUAUUGAGAAAAGGCUUAGCAGAAAGCCUACAGCUCUUGUAAAAGCACGCGAAUGCCGUGCCAAUCCCCCGCGAGAACUCCUUCGACCCAUCGCCGAUCGUGCCAUCGACUUCUUUCUGGCAACUCACGUAUUCCGUGAUUGUGGCCGUGUCCGGGGUCACUACGAGUAUCUUUCUAUGUUUGGUGAGGAUGUCAGAAAUAGGAAACAACUCUUCGUGAGCUUGAGUGCUGUCGCACUCGCAGCGUACGCUUACAGCUUCCAACAUCCAGCUCUGCUUGAGGAGUCCAGACGCCAAUACGGACAUGCUCUCCAGCUCAUCAACACUGCGUUGUCAUCACGAGAGGAAAUGGCCAAUGAUAGCACAAUCGUCUCGAUCCUACUUCUCAGCACGUUUGAGACGAUUACCUCGGGGAAUCCACAGUCGCUUUCACAUUGCAAUGCACAUAUCAGAGGCGCAAUGACGAUUAUCCACUUGCGAGGCCAUCGCAUGUUCGAGUCCCGGCGGGGGCAGCAACUGUUCCUGCAUAUCUGCUGGUGUCUCUCGGUGAACUCCGUUUUGCACUCCUAUCCAGUUCCACCAGAACUCAUCGCAAUCCGUCAAUUGACUGCAAGGUAUUUGGAUACCAGUGACCCGGCGUGGAGAUUGUUCGACUUGGAAGUCAAAGUUGCCAAAUUUCGUGCCGAUGUCAAGCUCAAUAUUCUUCGUGGUCGCCGUUUGCUGAAUGUUGCUCUGGACAUCGAUCGCGAGUUCGUCUUGCUCGCCGGCGACUUUCCUGUUCAAUGGCGUUUCCGAUCAAUGACUCUGGAUGAACCAUCCGAGCUGGUCUUUGGGUCUUCCUACCGAGUAUACCCUGAUGUCUGGAUAGCCGCCAUCUGGAACAAACUGCGUACUUGCCGGUUACUUUUACACAAGGAAAUCUGCACCCAACUACGUGGUACGGUGCCUCAAUUCUGUGGCCUUGUGUCUAUGUCUUCAGGCGAUCUGCUGCAGACUGAGAAAGAUAUAUUCCGCGAUCCGUCCGCCAGUGGCAUUCCGACGGUUGCCGGGCUCUACUUUUUGUUCUGGCCCUUGCUGACGGUUGGGUGCAUUGUGGAAUCGGACGUUCAGCGGAAAUGGAUCGUAGAUCGCAGUCGGUAUAUUGGAAGGAUGACUGGGAUUCAGCAAGCAUUUUCCUUGGCGGAUGUUCGUCGCGUCAAGUGCGACGAGCGACUUCCGGGCUGUGCGCGGUGUGAGAAAUAUGGAAAGCCAUGCCCGGGUUAUUUCAGGAACUUCAAGUUCAAAGCGGGAAAACCUUAUCGUUCUCGACGAGUACCUCGAACCGAUGGCUCUGAUUCUGAAACGAGCACGUCGAUGAGAGAAAACAACGAGACCGACAGAGGAUCGAUGAUACCGAGUACACCGGUGUCCACGCUGUCUUCCCCAACGAUUAAUGUCCUCCAAGGGCUUUCGUCAGUAGUCGAUGACCUCUCUCAGCCUUACUCGUCGACUUCAAUCCACAUUGUUUCCAGAUGGUUCAGUAGUCUCCCAUCCAUCUAUGGACGGAACAAAACCCUGGAUGCGACUGUUCGAUGCUUUACAGCACACCAUAUCUCGAAGAUGCUGCAGAAUGACCAAUUUUCGCGGUAUUCCAGAUUUGCGUACAUUGAGGCUCUGAGCAGACUUCGGAAAUCUUUGAACGCCCCUUCUGAGCGUCUGUCUUCCGAUAUUUUCUGCGCGGUGCUACUUCUGUGCUUGUACGAGCUAUUUGCGAAUACUCAAGAUCCAGAUACAUGGAUGAAACAUGCAAAAGCAGUGAGCCAGCUAGCCGAGAUUCGUGGGCCAAAUUCUUAUAAGGACCCAUUCGAUAACACAUUACUCAAAGCCGCACGAGGAUUGAUUAUAAUGCACUCUCUGUUCUCCGGGGAAAGAUGCUUCUUGGCCUCAGAGCGCUGGCACGCCGUAAUGAGGCAGCGCAUCAACUCAUUCUCCUCCGAAGAGCUGGAAAAUUUGCUAGAGGAAUUCAUAGAAUUAUUCUCACUGGCACCAAGUCUUGUUCACGCGCUUUAUGAGAUCAAAGCAGCAGACAUGACACAUCCUACAACCUGGAAGAAGCUGUCCGAAACCUUGACCCGAACUCUUGAGAUGCAGAACAAAUUGUCAUUAUGGUACAAUCGCUUUUCCCGAAUAGCACCAACUCCAUACGAAAGGCUAUCAUCAACCGAUGACGCUGUAUAUCCUAUCGUUCUGCACUAUUCCGAUCUGAAUAUCGCCUCACUAUUCAAUUCCUAUCACGCAUAUAUGGCUAUCAUACACGAGGCCCUGCGGACCCUUGGCUAUCCUGGGGAACAUGAAGCUAUGGUCGCCUUUUUCCGAGAUCAGAUUUGCAAGUCAGUGGAAUACAGCGGUGCCGGCCUACUAGGGCCGUACAGAAUGGGAUUCCCGCUGCGUGUGGCAUACGAGGUCGCAGAUAUCAGAACCAAAGCAUGGAUAGAGAACCGUCUGAUGCAAAUGUCGCGGAAUUAUGCAGCUGUGCAGCCCAAGAAUUUCGUGACGGUUCUUGAUUGA